Messenger RNA from Calidris pugnax (ruff), 1895 nucleotides. RefSeq names its product 24-hydroxycholesterol 7-alpha-hydroxylase. NCBI's taxonomy places the organism in Eukaryota, Metazoa, Chordata, Aves, Charadriiformes, Scolopacidae. Bases 90 to 1460 code for a protein of 456 amino acids. The record is from RefSeq and is a predicted model, not a curated record. Gene Ontology annotation, biological process: bile acid biosynthetic process; cholesterol homeostasis. Gene Ontology annotation, molecular function: oxidoreductase activity, acting on paired donors, with incorporation or reduction of molecular oxygen; iron ion binding; steroid hydroxylase activity. The transcript has 12 exons.
AACCGGCCACCCCCCGAAGCUCUGGAGGAACAAGCAGACCCUAGCUCAGAUCUCCUCCGGCUCCUUUAGAAGACAAAUUGCUGAAGGUCAUGGUUUUCCAGCGCCGGCACCAGGAUCCGCAGCGUGUCUCCUGCCGAGCUGCCAGGUCCUUGUGCGGUGACACAGGGGACUCCCACCAACAGCCUCCUGGGAAAUGUAGUCUUUUACCGGCACUUCCCGGUGCCAGGGAGCCAGCAGUGCAGCAUGGGCCUGUAUUCACAAUAUUCGCUCUGGGAAAACGCUAUACUUUUGUGACUGAGGAAGAAGGAACUGAAGCAUUUUUUAAAUCGAAAGACUUAAAUUUUGAACAGGCAGUCCAACCAGCUGUGGAGAAUGCAGUUUCUGUCCCCGCGAAAGAAUUUUAUCAGAACCAUGGUAACCUCUACAGCAUGUUGAAGGGAAAAAUGGGUCCUUCUAACCUGCACAUGUUCACGGGCACUUUGUGUAAGGAACUCCAGGAGCACAUGGCCCAGCUGGGCAGGGAGGGCACGGGUGACCUCAACGGCCUGGUAAGGUACGUCAUGUAUCCAGCAGUGGUGAACACUUUGUUUGGGAAAGGCAUCUGCCCGACAAGUGAAAUCCAGGAGUUUGAAGAACAUUUUCAGAAGUAUGAUGAGGACUUUGAAUACGCCUCUCAGAUGCCCGAGUGCUUCCUGAGGAACUGGUCUAAAUCCAAAAAAUGGCUUCUAAAAUUAUUUGAGAAAGUCGUGUCGGAUGCUGAAAAGACUAAUCCUUCAGACACCACAUCCAAGACGCUACUGCAUCACCUCCUGGAUAACUUGCAAGAAAAACAUCUGGGUCCCAAUUAUGGUCUCUUGAUGCUCUGGGCUUCCCAAGCAAACGCUGUCCCUGUUGCAUUUUGGACCCUUGUUUUCAUCCUCUCUAAUCCUUCCGUUUACAAGAAAAUCAUGGAAGACCUGGCUUCUGUUUUUGGCAAAGCAGGUAAAGAUAGAAUAGACGUCUCUGAAGAGGAGCUUAAGAAGCUCCCUUUCAUUAAAUGGUGCACUUUGGAAGCCAUACGGCUGAGGUCCCCAGGUGCAAUCACCAAGAAAGUAGUAAAUCCAAUAAAAAUUCAGAAUUACGUCAUCCCUGCAGGUGACAUGCUGAUGUUAUCUCCAUAUUGGUUACACAGGAAUCCAAAAUAUUUUCCUGACCCAGAAAUGUUCAAACCUGAUCGUUGGAAAGAGGCAAAUUUAGAGAAGAAUGCUUUCUUGGACAGCUUUGUGGCAUUCGGAGGAGGGAAGCAUCAGUGUCCAGGAAGGUGGUUUGCUAUCAUGGAAAUCCAGUUGUUCGUUGUGCUGUUCCUGUACAGAUAUGAAUUUGUGCUUUUGGAUGCAAUACCAAAGGAGAGCCCUUUACACUUGGUGGGGACCCAGCAACCCAUGGCACCGUUCCGGAUCCAGUAUAAAUCCCGGGAGUGAAAGCUGCCCAGCUCUAACUGACCUUCCUUUGCCAGCCACCUCUGGAGGGAUGGACCACUGAGCUGUGUCCCUGUCCUGUAUCUUCAGAUAGGUUCUCUGCCUUAACGGUUCUUCAUUUAAACUUUAAAUGCUGUUUAUACCCUGGGUUGUGGUGUGCCAUACCAGUAUAGUCGUAACUGUGCUCCUCACCUGGCUGCCUACCUCCUGGUAUUUCAAAACCAAGCUCUCCUCCUCAUCAUUUGUGGGCCAAUUAUUCACAGACUUUGCAAACCUGAUACACUAAACUCACCAACCAGGCAUUCUGGACGAAAAGGUGCUACGUUUGGAAAUCCUGCGUGGAAGUUGUGCUAGAACCAGCAGAAAGGCAGGUCCCGUGGGCCAGGUCUCUGCUUCCUGCAGGUCUCUUUGAAGCAGGGCCAAAGCAGGGCUGUGUGG